CACAUCUACAAAAAAAAAGGGAAAACAGGAAAUAAAUGAAUUAAUAUAAAAUGGAGGCAUUGGUCAAUUACAGCAGCGAAGACGAUCAAGAUGAAACUGGCAAUCAGAUACGGGCACCACAAUCAACAACAAGAACAACAUCGUCCUCCUUAAAGCAACAUAAAUCCAAGCAGCGACGCCAACGACAGCAGUGUUCAAGCAGCAGCAGCAGUCGUAGCCGUAGCCGGAGCAGCUCAAAUGACAGCAGCAAUAGCAACAACAGCAGCAGCAUUGAGGACAACCAAAAUCCCAAAUCCAAGAAGAGACAACACCAGCCGCAGCCACAGCAUCAUCAUAAUACUCCACCUUUUGUAUCCUUACCAGCUUCGCUUCCUUCCUCAGGCACAACAUCAGUGCGAGGCAAGCAGCAGCAUCGCCAGCAGACUCUAUCCCAGAGUCAUCAUCAUCAUCAUCAUCAUCAUCAUCAACCUCAUCAAAGGAGCAACAGCAACCGUUCCCACUAUUACGGCAACAAUAACAACAACACUGGCAACAAUCAUAACGAGGAUGCUGGAUUGACUCGCCGUCCAUCGGACAGAGAGAAACGUGAUCUCGAACGAAACAGCAGGGAUAGUCGAGGUGGUGGAGAACAUCGCGAAAGUAGGGAACUAAGCACUAAAAUCGAUCAUCGCCAUCAUCGUACCAAAGAGAGCAGCAGCAGCAGCAGCCAUAGAGAUCGCAGCGAGAGAGAUCGGGAUCGGGAAUGGGAACGAGAACGGGAUCGCGAGCGAGAAAGGGAACGGGAUAGAGAUAGGGACAGAGAAAGAGAACGAGAUCGUGUUAGGGAUCGAGAGCGAGAACGUGAUCGCGAUCGAGAUCAUCGUGUGGUGGAAGAUCGUCAUCAACGUCAACGUGAUAAGGUACCCACAAGCGGCCGUCGUCAUAGGGACGGUGGGCGUCAUAGCGACGGUGUGCGUUCCUCCCACAACCACAAUUCAUCCUCGUCCACGAGCAUUAACAAUACCAACAUCACCUCAUCUUCAUCGGCAUUAGCAUACAAAUCUCAGCGUCGCUCCUAUGAUGAACGCCAACGUCGUCGAUCCCGUUCUCGUUCUCGAACACCCGGCGGCACACCACCUCCAAGCUCUAAUCGGCGUCGCCAACAGCAGCAUCAGCAGCAGGGACAGCGAACUUACCGCGGACGUGACACAAGCAGUGGCUCAAGAACCCCUCCCACUGUAAAGAAGUCGAGCGAUGGAUCGAUACAUCAAUCUUCGGCAGUUUCGUCCGCUGCUUUGGCUGCUGCAAACUCAGCUAUUGCCAUGGCAAAUGCCUCUUCUACAGCUGCUGCAUCUUCUGGUGGUGGCCUACUUCCCACUCCCAAUUAUGCCCCGAAGAUACCAUCAUUAAUGUCCCUAGAACUAAACACUCCCAAACAUACGGCCACUGCUGUUACCGCCUCUGUGGCUGGAGAUGCAUCAUUAGUUACUGGAGCCACAGCUGCAGGAUCAGCAGCCCCCAUCCAAUUACCCAGCUAUUACAAUCCGGGCAUUAUUAAUGCCAAUCGGUAUGCCGAACAGCAACAGAAACGCAAGUUAAUCUGGGGCGCCAAGAAGAGUGAGGAUUCUGCCAAUAAAUGGGGCAAUGCCCAUUUCUCACAGGAUUCCGAUGGCAAGGUGGCCUCGAAGUUUAUGCGUCUGAUGGGCAUCAAGAACAAUAAUAGCACUGAAGGUGGACCAGCUGUGGGUGUAGAAGCAGCCAGUGAGGCGACAGUAGCAGCAGCCCCAACAGCGGCUGGCGAGGAGUCCAUUAACGGCGAUAAUAGGGCUGCUGGAGCCGUAGCUGGUGCCACUGGCAUACCAGCCGAUGUACAACUGCGUCAACGUAUGUUUUCUACCAUGGAACAGCAGUAUGAGGUGGCACGAGCUGCCACCCAUACCAUGCGGGGCGUUGGUCUGGGCUUUGGUUCCCAGCCGCGCACCUUUUGAGACCCAUUUGUGUGGGCAUGAAGAGAUAAGAGACAGAAAAAAGAGA
Molecule: messenger RNA, 2013 nt
Organism: Drosophila willistoni
Lineage: Eukaryota; Metazoa; Arthropoda; Insecta; Diptera; Drosophilidae
Product: arginine/serine-rich coiled-coil protein 2
Exons: 4
Coding region: 51-1967 (638 amino acids)
Source: RefSeq, a predicted model, not a curated record